GAAAAUUGACAGAAAAACUGCAUUUCGUGAACAACGUAUCCGACCCUGAAAGAAAUUCUUCUCCUAUAGUUCCCGUUAUCGUAUCUCUUUUUGCCAGCACCGUAGCCUCACUCGUUCUGAAUCCUGUGGAUGACCUUUGAUCUUUCUAGUUCUUUUCUGGUUUUCUCGAUGUUGAAUCGAACUUUUUUGUGAUCGCUUGAUUCCAAGAUGUGAUGUUAUUCUCCAAAUCUUAGGUUCGGCUUCAAGUUGUGUUGGCAAUCUGGUUUGUAAUGAGCGAUUCACUUGAUCGGAUGUUUUCUUGAUUAAUUUCGAAGGAAUUUUUGUUUUUCGAUUUUGUUCUUCCUAUUUUGCUUUUGUAGUUUUGUUUUUAGUUUUUGUUCUUCAUUUUUAAUGGUUUUCAAUGAUCAACGGAGACGGGACUUGUGAGGGUUUCUCGGAAGUUGUCUCGGGCGACCUGUUGGAUUCGUCGUCACCUUGGGGUAUCCAGAAUGUCGACGGUAGCUCCCUUGCUUCACCGGCUUCUUCGAGGUAUUCGUCCUGCGGAGAUUCCGAGUUCGAGAGGUAUUGCAGCGCGAAUUCGGGAAUGGGAACGCCAAGUAUGCGUAGUACAAUAACAGUAUUUAACGACUGCACUGAUUCUGAAUUUGGGUAUGCGAGGAACUUUGGGUUCAGUGAUGAUAGCGGCCUGGAGAACUUCAGUUUGGGUGGGAGUGAGAGGAAUUCACUGGAUACGAAUAUAGUAGGCUACAGAAAGAUAGAACUGUGUGAUGAACUCACUAAUGAAGAGCCAAGUACGAAGUAUAGGUCUAGUGGGUUGAAUUUGUAUGGGACGGACGAGCUUAUUGAUUCACUUGAAUCUAAUGGCGAAGUUUUGUGUUGGAAGCUUGAGAGCACAUCGGAUUUAUUAUGUGGCGUAGAUAUGAGUAAUCGAUUGGAGAAGGGCGAGGGCUGGAAAGAUGAAAAAGAAGGCUUCAAUAUAGAGAAAAAAGCCAGUGAAUUGGGAACGGAGGUGGAUGCUGUUCUUGGAGAAGUAACCAACGAAGCAGUUCAUGUGAGCUGUUCAGAAGGAAGUACGGUUGAGAAUGGCAUGAAAUUAGGGAAAAGGUUUGAAGAACGUCUUCUACCUUGCACGGUUGAGAAAGAGUCUGACGGUGAAUUGGAUAUGGAAGAUGAUAGAUUCCGGAAUGAGCAUUCAGAGAGUGAGGAUUCAACAUAUAAUUUUUUAUCUGAUGGUAAUCAUAAGGAUGAAACUUUCUUGCAUAACAAUGCAAGCUUUCUCCCAGAACAUAACUUGGCGAAUGAAAAUCCGUUGCUUAUCAAUUCUUCUGUAGCUUUUGGUUCCGAUGAUUGGAAUGAUUUUGAGUGUGAAACACACGGAUUCUCUCUGAAUUCCUUGACUGAGGACGCACUCCAAAAAAGGAAACAGCACAAUCGGAAUUCCUCUUCUCUGAAUGUAAAUGGUGAUCCCAUUGGUAAUGAAAAGACAAGAGAAGAUGGGACACAGAUGCUCUUAGACUGCAAAGAGGAUCAAGCUAGCACAAAAUUUCCAAAAAAAGUUAACAAUAGAUAUGGGGAUUGUAUCAUUGUGCCAACUGUUGAAAGACCAAAGGAAAUUAUUCAAGUGCGGGACAUUCCUGUGGCCAUCUGCCAAGUCCAGUCUUUUGACGAGUUGGAGGAAAUUGCAAACAGUACUUUUUUAACUGAAGCUGAUUCCUCGUAUGGUGUUGAGUUAGAUCAAGAUGCGAAGGAUAUAUUUGUUGUUAAUAAUCAAGCAGGAGAUGCUGAUAAAACUGCAUAUAAUAGUAAAUGUCUUGUUAGUAGUAAUAUUACUGAAAUUGGUACAGGAGCAGAGAAAUUUACGUUGAAGCAGCACAUGUGCCCAGUGGAUGGUAACUCUGUAGAGCGACCUCAAAUUCUAGAAACUGAGGAUAACAGAGGAAUUGUAAACCAAGGCUUAGAUAGCCAAGGACUAGGAAAUUUGAAAGCAAAAGUGGACCCUCUUGUUGAUAUUUUAACUAAUCGAAUUUCUACUCUUCCUAGCGAUCGUUGUGAGGACAUGUCGCGUUCCACUUUAACACCUGAAUCAAAAGGCCAUCUUUUGCCAGUUGAGUUACCAAAACUUGAGCUAAAUGAUUUCUAUGAUGAAGUUGUUCAUGAAAUGGAGGAAAUACUGCUUGAAUCUUCUGACUCUCCAGGAGCUAGAUUUACUAAUAGAUAUAAGUUAUCUCAGUCACUACCAUCUUUACCAUUAAGAGAUGGAGGAUCAACUGCAUCUAUUUCAGGCAUUAACUGUUCUGAUCCAAAUAACCCAGAAGACUUAAAAAUUGAUGGGGUUGAAGUGAUAGGGGCAAGACAAAAGAGAGGGGAUGUAUCAUUCAGUGAAAGACUAGUUGGGGUGAAGGAGUACACUGUAUACAAAAUUAGAGUCUGGAGUGGCAAGAAACAGUGGGAGGUUGAACGUCGCUACCGAGAUUUCUAUUCUCUAUAUUGUCGGUUGAAAUCAUCAUUUGCUGAUUGUGGCUGGAGUUUACCCUCUCCCUGGUCCUCUGUUGAUAAUAGAUCAACAAAGUUAUUUGGGAGUGCAUCUCCGGAUAUUAUUGCUGAAAGAAGUGUUUUAAUUCAAGAGUGCUUAUGUUCUAUUCUUGAUUCAAGAUUUUCAUCAACAAAUCCAAGUCCAUUAAUUUUUUUUUUGUCCUCUAAAGAAUCAAACUCCAGUUCUCCUACAUCAGAUACUGUAGUACCUCAAUCACCGGCCAUUUCAAGUGCAUCUGACACACAAAAAUUGUCCUCUUUGGGGAAUUCCAUAUCCCUAAUUGUCGAAAUUCGACCAUACAAAUCUACAAAACAAAUACUGGAGCUGCAGCAUUACACGUGUGCUGGAUGUUACAGACAUUUUGAUGAUCAGAAAACUCUGAUGAAAGGCUUUGUACAGAGUUUUGGAUGGGGCAAACCACGACUCUGUGAUUACACCUCUCAGAUGUUUUGUUCUUCAUGCCAUACAAAUGAGAUGGCAGUCAUACCAGCAAGAGUUUUACAUCACUGGGACUUCACUCGCCACCCAGUUUCUCAGUUAGCUAAGUCGUACUUGGAUUCCAUACAUGAUCAGCCCAUGCUUUGUGUCAGUGCGGUUAAUCCUUCUCUCUUCUCAAAGGUCCCAGCUUUGCUUCAUGUUAUGGGUUUGAGGAAAAAGAUAGGAGAUAUGAUUUCAUAUGUUCGCUGCCCAUUUCGUAGGUCAAUUAACAGAGGACUUGGAUUCCGUAGAUAUCUUGUUGAAAGCAAUGAUUUUUUUGCUCUUAGAGAUCUUGUUGAUCUUUCCAAAGGGGCAUUUGCAGUAUUACCUACAAUCCUGGAGACUGUCUCGAGGAAAAUCUUGGAGCACAUAGAGGAGAAAUGCCUCGUGUGCUGUGACGCUGGUGUUUCAUGUGGUGCUCGACAAGCAUGUAGUGCCCCAUUGUCUCUCAUUUUUCCUUUUCAGGAAACUGAGAUGGAGAGAUGUCCAUCAUGUGAAUCUCUGUUCCAUAAACCUUGUUUUGCAAAGCUCACCAAAUGUCAUUGUGGGGCACGUCUUAGAGUUGAUGAGACCAGAAGGCUCUCAAGGAAGGUAGGCAAUGGAUUAGGGACAGAUGAUGAGGAGAAUGGAGCUGUGUACUCAUUUCUGGGAAAAUCAGCUUCCAUUUCGCCUUUGAGAUCUCUAUCAGGUCUGUUUGCAAAAUCAAAUCAAACAACAAAAGAACAUAAAGACACUGAGAAUAUCAUCUUGAUGGGUUCUCUGCCUUCCGGCUCCCUUUGAGCACCUAUUUUUGUGUAUCAGUUACUAUUUUUUUAUAAUUCCAAAGCCCAUUUGCCAAUCUGUUGGAUAUAUGUCAAAAUAAUAAACACGUUUGCUAAUCAAUAAGAUGUAUUUUGUAAUAAUUUUUUAGGUGUGAUGUCAGUGUGUCAUUCAUCUAA
This is a messenger RNA of Benincasa hispida (wax gourd), 3948 nucleotides long. Its product is annotated as Phox (PX) domain-containing protein. Gene Ontology annotation, molecular function: phosphatidylinositol binding. NCBI's taxonomy places the organism in Eukaryota, Viridiplantae, Streptophyta, Magnoliopsida, Cucurbitales, Cucurbitaceae. The record is from RefSeq and is a predicted model, not a curated record.